AUGCCAACGGAAUUAGACCUAGAAUCUAAUUUAAAGUGUUUAGAAGAAGCCUGUAAUAAAAAUGUUAGACACUGUAAAAAAGCAGUAUCAAGGUUGAAGAGUGUAACAGUAGAAAGUAAGAAAAUAACGACCUACUUUGGAUACGAAAACAUACUGAGCCUGGUGGAACUAGAACAUAAAAUAGGUACAAAAAGAACAGGACUGUCGAACAGUUCGCUGUUUAAAAGUAAACUGAGAAAGAGCGCAUCAUUGAACAGCGAGGCGACCUGCACGUCGAGAAUAAGCAGCAUAGGAACUAGCAGGUCAGCACAGUCGAACUGUUGGUACCACAACGGAAGCAUCAACGGACUAUAUGGAGGUCAACCGGACAAACGCGAGUUGAGCAGACUGUUGUUUGUGUUUCUGGAAGUGUUCUCGAUAGAAGUGAAGAACAACGACGAGUUCAGAAGAAUCGUAAAGUCGACGCUGGAAGACCUGAAUAUAAUAAAGGAAGUCUCCGGAGAGUUGAAGGCGAAGCUGAGCAGGAAGCUGAAGGGACUGAACAGUCGAGUGAAGGAGAGAGUGAACGACUACCAAAGCCACCUGAAGAACGUGAAUAAAUACGACAAGAUACUGCAGCCGUCGAUAGCGAAGGUAAUAAGCACCAUCGCAAGAGACGACGCAGUGAGUGAAGUGAAUAUUAUAAAUUACAGCAACUAUGGUUCAGCCGAUAAUAUAGACGGAAGCAUGGGAAAGACAGUGUUGAGAAAUGUUGCCGAUGUUAGUGAAGCCAAUAACAAUGAUGAUGUUAGUGAAACUAAUAACAAUGAGGAUGUUAGUGAAGCCAAUAACAACGUUGAGAGUAGUGAAACUAAUGACCACGUUGAGAGUAGUGAAGAAGAAUAUAGAGAACUAAAUAUGGAUGAUGUAAAGUAUAAGUGUAAGUUGAUAUCACAGAUGCUGUUGGAGGAGUACAGAGACUACAAUAACUACAACGCAUACGUAGAGGCACUGAUGAGGUUCUGCGUGACGAGGAAUGAAAUGGAAAAUGAAUUUAGAGAAUACGAUGAGGAAAUAGAAGAAGUGGUAAAUGAGUUUAAAAAUAGUGAAAUUAAGAGUAGAAGUUAUAGAAUCAUUAACAGGUUAACGAAGUACUACGCUAGGAAGUACAAGUAUUACUGUAAUCUGCUGAAGAUGGUGACUAAUACCGAUAUUGACAACAAUAACAGCAGUACUAAGAACAGUAAUACCGAUAUUGACAACAAUAACAGCAGUACUAAGAACAGUAAUACCGAUAUUGACAACAAUAACAGCACUACUAAGAACAGUAAUACCGAUAUUGACAACAACAACAGCAAUAUCGGUGGAAAAAGUGUGACGAGAGGGGAGGAUAAUGAAAAUGAUGAGUAUGUGGAUGAGUUGUUUGAAUGUUAUUCAGUGCAAGAUGAAACGGAGAGUAAUAGAGAGUUGGUCUUGGCAAAAAUACUGGACAUGAGUAGUAACCUGAGAAAAUACUAUAAGAAUCACUACAGUAGUAUAAGUAAGAAGAAGGUAGCGACGGAUGGAAACAAGGCAAUAAAGUUGAAUGAAAAAGAAGAAGGGGAAAGAAAUUUAAACGUUAAUAAAAGAAUAAUAGACAUAGAUAAGCAGUACGAAGAAGAUAGAUUGGGAAUCAGCAUAUACGUUAAUGAGUAUAUAGAUUACGUUAAUAAAAUAAGGAAUUUAUAUACAGAUGUACAGAACGUAAUAGUAGAUAUGAUAAAAAAAGGUAGUCGCAAUAAGGAAAUGAGGAGUUCAAACGUAUCAAUAAACGGUAACUACAGUGAAAUAAGCAUGAGUGGAUUUGGAAUAGUUACUGCUAAGGGUAAUGUUGAAGGUAAUAAUAAGGGUAAUGUUAUGAGAACGAGUGAGUUUGGUACUGGGAGCACAGGUAGCAUUUACAAUACCAACAACACUGCUAAUGAUAAUGGCACUAUUACAAAUACGAGUAACCAUACUGCUACUGAUAAUGUUAAUAGCACUUAUAACACUGCUAAUGAUAAUGGCACUAUUACAAAUACGAGUAACCAUACUGCUACUGAUAAUGUUAAUAGCACUUAUAACACUGCUAAUGAUAAUGGCACUAUUACAAGUACGAGUAACAAAACUGCUACUGAUAAUGUUAAUAGCACUUAUAACACUGCUAAUGAUAUCAAUAACACUGACAGGACCAACAAAACAUACGAGACCAUCAACAGUGCAAAUAUUGACAGCAUAAGCAACAGUGCCAGUAUUAACAGCAUAAUCAGGACCAACACUUAUGAAAGCGGCACGUACGUUUGCCACUGCGUUGGCGCCACUCCUGUGGAGGAGUUCGACGAAAUAUAUGAAGUGGUGAGUAAGUAUCUGAGUCAAGUGAUAGAAAGAAUAGUGGAGACCUUCGAAGGGAUGUUGAAGGUGUUGAUAAGCGUGAGCACGCACGAAGAUAACUCCAGUAAGCAGUUGGACUUCAUAGUGAAGCACAACAGUCUGGUCAAGUGGAUGGGAAGGCACUACGACGACAAAAAUGGGAAGACGGCACUGUCGAUACUGAAAAACGAGUACAUCAUGUGUGUGAUACACGGGUUGUCGAUGAUGUAUAGAACGGGAAAGGGAACGAGUAACGACUAUAAGCACGUGUUGAUACUCUCAAAUAAGUACGUGUACACACAUAGACGUUGCGCACAUAAAGUUAAGGGAAAUGACCUGAAGUUGAGCAUAAAUAACUAUGUGGACUAUAAGUUGAAGCUGACGGGAGAAGUGCUGGUCAGAGUGAGGUGUAGUCUGAUAGAUAAGAUAUACCUUAACGGAACGAUGAUAGUGACAACCAAUGAAAUAGGGUUCCACUCGUAUUUUAAUAAGACGACACUGCUGGGAAGAGCAACGUACGUGACAAUAAGGAAGAAGGACAUAGUUAACAUAGUGGUCAACAAUAGUAGAAUAAGCACGAGCGCAGUGGAAGAGGGUGGAGAUGAGAAUGUGAGUAGCAAUAUGAGUGGUGGUAAUGGUAGUGGUAGUGGUAGCAAUAUGAGUGGUGGUAAUGGUAGUGGUAGUAAAAGUAAACUAAAUGAGAAAAUUGAGAAAAAAAAGAGUAAUAGAAAGGUGGAAAAUGUGAACAAGGAUAUAAUGGGAAAUAAUAAGUUGGUAAUAGAAACUGUGGAAGGAAACUACAGCUUUCACGUGAUGCAAUCACUGGACUCACUGCUGAGUAGUAUAGUGGUUAACGUGGAAAUAGGAAUCAGCGAUAGCGAAGUUGAAGCGAUAGGUGAAUUGGAAAUAAACAUGGAUGAAAAUACGCUGUUGAGUGACAACAACUAUAGUUUAACGCUCAGUGAAUUUUUUAACAUGGUCCUAAGCAGUAACACGAACGAUGAGGCGCUGAUAAGUAGGUCGAGGAAACAGCUGGGAGCGUACGACCUUAAGCCGAGUAAUCAGGGAGUGAGACUGUACCAAUACCCGUUUAACCUGAGUAUUGAGGUGGACAAUGGAGGAGUAGAAAGUGAUGCGAGAAGGAGUAACCUAAGCACGAGUAGAAGUGGCAGUAGUAGAAGUGGCAUUGGUACUGCUGGUAGUGGCAUUAGUACUACUGGUAGUGGUGUGGGUAGAAGUGGCAUUAGUACUACUGGUAUUGGCACGAGUAGAAGUGGCAUUGUUACUGCUUGUAGUGGUGUGGGUACUGCUGGUAGUGGUGUGGGUAGUGGUAGAAAUGGCGUUACAAACGGUAUUUUUACCAUUAACAGCACGGGGAACAGUGUUGGCAACAAUGGGAGUGCAAACAGUAGUAUUGGUGGUAAGAACAGCCGCGAUAAUAUUGGUAGCAUGAACAGUCGAGAUAGUAUUGGUAGCGUCAUUGUCGGUAGCGGCAAUAGUAUUGGUAGCAUUCCCAAGAAUUUUGGUAACAGUAGUGGUAUUAGUGGUAUUGGUAGCAGUGGUGCCAACACCGGUGGUAGUAGUGGUAGCAAAAGUACAUGGUUCAGAAGAACUGAUAAAACUGGCACUUUUAGCAACCAAACCAUGGAUGAAACGAGUAGUAUCAGCAGCAAUGGAACUGAAGGAAGUGACUGGUCAGGUGGAAGAACGAGUAUGAGGAGUAGGAAGAGUAAGAAGGAGGUGCAGGGAGUGGUGCUUAGAAAAAAACUGGAGUACUCAGUAAACAACAACACGAUGUUUAACACGAGAAUCAGCACGACGGAAAACGUGAGCUACUACUUCACGAAGGAUAAAAUCGUGUACCAGUCGCUCACAAACGUAAGAGACAUGCCGUACUCGAAGCACUUUUACACAGUGUUCACAAUAAUAGUCUCAAACACAUCCUCGGAGGAAGAAAACAGCUGCGCUGUUACGACGAACAGUGCAACUGGUAGAAGUAGCCUCGCUACGACGAAGGAAUCGGGUACUACGGGUAGCAAUGGUAGUACGAGUUUUGGUGGUAUUACUAACACUGGUAGCAGUAGUAGUAGCAGCAGUAGUAGUAGCAGCAGUAGUAGUAGCAGCAGUAGUAGCAGCAGUAGCAGCAGCAGUAGCAGUAGUAGUAGCAGCAGUAGUAGUAGCAGCAGUAGUAGUGGUAGUAGUGGUGGUGGAACUAAAAUCGAUGCCAGUGCUAUGACUAAGUCAGCUGCAGGAAUAUCAACAACGAGAACACCAUUGAUGUGCGAUAAGAAAAUAACAACCGGAACGUCAAAAUCAGUAAGAUCUGGAACCCUUAACGCAAGUGGUAUCGGUAGCACAUGCUCGAGAGUUGUGAGGAUGGGAAGGUCGAGCACGUUCAACAGGGAAGACAAAAUCAACGUAAAGAUAUACGGCAACGUAGUCUUCACGAAAAAAAUCAUGUUCGAAAGAGUUAUUAGGUCGGAGGCGAUGCAGAAGAUCAACCAGGCUGCAAACGUGAUACUGGAUGCAAUGAAGCAGGACCUGCUGAAUAACAACGUAAAGAAGGAGUCGGUGAGGUACAGCAACCACAAGUUCAUGAUAGCGCUCUUCUUCCUCAUCAUAAUCAUAUUCAAGCUCUUUUUCUGA
Theileria orientalis strain Shintoku is the source of this 5013-nucleotide messenger RNA. RefSeq lists its product as hypothetical. The transcript is spliced from 5 exons. Bases 1 to 5013 code for a protein of 1670 amino acids. The record is from RefSeq and is a predicted model, not a curated record. Lineage: Eukaryota; Apicomplexa; Aconoidasida; Piroplasmida; Theileriidae.